AGCUUGACAGUGCCAAAGAGAGCCAUGAGGUUGACCUCGGUCGUGCAGGACCUCACUCCCUUGGAAAUGGCGGCCUCCAAGCGCCGUCGGAAAUCCACAUUCAAAGCGCUCGUCCAUAUAAGAUGGCAGCUAGUUCGAGAUUACGUUAGAUCCGGGCGUUUCCGUGAAUUAUAUAGAGACCCAGGAUACGAAGAGAUGGAUCGAGGAGGAGACGCGGACUACAUUGUGUUCAGAAUGGGAGAGCGCGAGAAAACGUUCUUUGAGAAACUUGGUAUGGACACAGGACAAAAGAAAAUGUCAUUUCGUGAAGUGGCUGAAAAAUUAAUGGAACAAAAGUUAAGCUCAAGCGGAUAUGAGGAUCCCAAUGAAAUGAUGUUUCUAGAACAGUACAAGAAGAGGAAAGAGGAAAGGCGAAUAGCUGAAGAAAAGGCAAAGGCUGAGAAAAAGACAAAAACGGCAAAUGAACAGCAGCAACUAAAUGCCGCCAGUGGAACCCAGUUGGAAACCGUAGUGGAGGAAGGUGUGCCAUCGCUUGACCUCAAUUCUAAUGAGUUAAAUUUUCCUAAUGAUAGUUCUACAACAGAUAUUAGAAAAAGUAGUGUAAUGUUCAACGAUACACUGAGUACUACCAGAAAUGGGAGUAUAUUUAAUGGGAGUUACAUAUCUACUGAACGUAGACAUAGUGCCAUGACGGACACAGACAGAAGCGUCAUCACGGAUGUUCUUAAUGAUGACGUCACUAGAGAUUUAUUUAACUCUUGUCCAUCUCGGAAAUCUACAGCCUCUCUACGCAUGCGCCCUAAAAUGUUGGAUGCUAUGAAUGGAUUUGAUUUUGAUGAAGGAGAAGAUAUAGCACUCUCAGAUUUGAAAUCGUAUAAAAAACCAAUACGGAUAAUCACAAAGACACGUGAUAUGUACAAUAUAGCUUGUGCCAUGUGCGGUGUGGUUCCAUUGCGCCAAUUUGUUAAACAAUGUCAUGGAAGAUAUGUGAACCUAAAUAGCGUCAUGAUGAGUGCCAAAACUAUAAAACCCAUUGCUAUAUCACUUGUGAGGGACAGAAGAGUGGUGGAUCUUGACGUUUCAGAAAACAACAUUGGUCCACUGGGAACGAUGUAUAUAUCAGAGAUGAUGACACGCAAUGAUAAUAUUGUAGAACUGAAUCUCAGUUGCACAUAUCCCGGAAAGGAGGGACUGCGCGUGCUCAGUGAAUCUCUGACACAGAACAAGUCACUUGAAAUCUUAAGAUUGGAAUCAAAUAAAAUUCAGCACACUGAAACGCAUUUAAUCAACUCUUUAAUUGAAAAUGUUCGCAAUCUUAAAGAAUUAUAUCUGGGACAUAAUGCAAUCGGGUACGAGGGAGGCUGUGCGCUUGCAAAAUGCCUUGAGGAUAACACUACUUUAAGGAUUUUGGAUUUACAGUGGAAUCAUAUUCGGAGAGAAAGUGCGUCAGCCCUGUGUAAAUGUCUGUCCGAAAAUGUGGGUCUUCGGACAUUAGACAUUUCAUGGAAUGGACUGGGUAAAGAAGGGUGUAUCGCACUGGCCACAUCCUUGCCUAAGAAUGUCUACCUCAAAUCCUUAAUCAUCACUUCAAACAGAAUCGACAUGUUGUCAUUAAGGUUUUUGCUUCACGGUUUGGUCCGAAACAAAGCGCUUAUUUCACUAGAGAUGGGACGUAAUCCAAUAACGACAGAGGGCGCUAAAGCAGUCAUUAGGGCCGUGCUGUCUUCCAAAGUCAGCUCACUGGAAAGGAUUUGUCUGGAUGACAUUUCUGUAGACGAACAGUUUAUGGUGUUCAUGAAAGAACUGUAUGACAAAAAAGGAGUUAGGGUAACUCACGGGGAGCUACUCAGUAACGGAAAUGUAGUUGAAGAAAAACAUCACGAUCCCCAUGAUCUUAAUCGGUUUGAUCCGGUUAUGGUGCUGGUCGAAUACAUGCGGAUCGAUAAUCUUCGACUCAUCGACUUCUUCCAGUAUCUCGACACAAACUCGAGAGAGAAGCUGAGCAAAAGUGAUUUCCGAGAAGGGGCAGCGAACUUGUGUUUGCCCUUAACGGAACACCAUCUUGACUUAGUCAUGGAAAAGGUCGAUUUAAAGAAGGAUGGUUAUGUGGACUUAGAAGAAUUUAUGACCGUGCAUCGAGAAGUUUCUCGUCAGAUCACACAAAGAACAACGAAAGCCAAAUCAAAGAAGAAGGAAGACGAGGGUUUGGUCAGCUUACGGAAAAUACUCAAAGAAAUUGUAGAAAAACGCAACAAAUCUCACAAAGAGAAGGCAAGAGACAAAAUUCAGAUGAAAAAUUCUGGAGGACAACUCACACAACUCGGUGCAGCAAGAAGACUUUCCGAAACAACCAAUUCUCUUAAACCGACCAAUCAGAGACGGAGAAACUCCAUUCAAAUAUCGACAUCCCCCCGCUCAGUCAUAUCAAAUCAUGAUAAUGGAGAGACAAAUAGUCAUAUUUUAGAACAAUGAUUUUUUUCAGAGCGUACAUGUAAAUUAUUUUGUUAUGUUUAUCCAUUGAAACGAAAAAUAAAAUAAGUUUGAUUUGUA
Saccostrea echinata is the source of this 2550-nucleotide messenger RNA. Its product is annotated as leucine-rich repeat-containing protein 74A-like. The coding region runs from base 25 to 2472 and encodes 815 amino acids. Gene Ontology annotation, molecular function: calcium ion binding; protein binding. The record is from RefSeq and is a predicted model, not a curated record. The transcript is spliced from 14 exons. NCBI's taxonomy places the organism in Eukaryota, Metazoa, Mollusca, Bivalvia, Ostreida, Ostreidae.